AUGGGCAACCAAAUGAGCGUUCCACAAAGAGUUGAAGACCAAGAGAAAGAACCAGAAACGGAGGCUUAUAAGGAGAAUGCUUCAGCGUGGAAUGGGAUCCCAGUGAUCAUAUCCACCCACACUGUUCAGCUCUACGAUGAAGUGGAUCUGGGCAUAAGCAUGCAGGAGGAUAAUGUGACCACUUCUUCCCCCAAGACAAUGGAGAUGGGCGCUGUGGCCGAUGCCAACGGAAAGAAUCUUGGGAAAGAGGCCAAACCCGAGGCACCAGCUGCUAAAUCUCGUUUUUUCUUGACUCUCUCUCGGCCUGUACCAGGACGUACCGGAGACCAAGGCACGGAUUCAUCCAGCGGACCCGCGAAGCUUGAUGUCAGCUCCAAUAACGCUCCGGGGAACAAAGACCCGAGUGAGGAGCCCGCGCUUCCGGGCGCAGCUGCACCGGGCAGGGCCGCGGAUAAAACCCCAGGGCGGACCCCUGCCCCGGACCAGGCCCUGUCUGCCCCCGGGGCACCCGAGUCAGGGGCGGCCCCCGCCAAGGACACCAGCUUUUUUGACAAAUUAUUCAAACUGGACAAGGGACGGGACAAGGCAGCAGCUGACAUCCAGGAGGAGGCCAGGAGGGCAGAGAGCGAGGACCAGGCGAAAGAGGCCCCCGGAGGCCCGGGGCAGGGCGAUGCGGUCCCUGCAGGGAAGGACCUAGUUGACAGCAAGGAAACAGAAGGACAAGAGGUUGAAACUUUGAAUUGCUCUGUCCCUGGGGACCCAGAAGGACUGGAGAUUGCAAAGGACGACUCCCAGGCAACAAAUACAACAGAGAGUAACAAUUCCAUCAUGAGUUUCUUCAAAACUCUGGUGUCACCUAACAAAGCUGAAACUAAAAAAGAUCCAGAAGAUACGGAUGCUGAGAAGUCACCCACCACUUCGGCCAACCUCAAGUCAGACAAAGCCAACUUCACACCCCAGGAGACGCCGGGGACAGCCAGGAGCCCCAAAGGCUGCAGCCCUUCAGGUGCCGUGCAGCCCUCGACUGGGCCUGAAACCACCAAGGAAGGCGGCAAGGAGAAGUCAGGACCCACCUCUCUGCCUCUGGGCAAACUGUUUUGGAAAAAGUCAGUUAAAGAGGAAUCAGUCGCCCCAGGUGCAGAAGAAAAUGUGGUGUGUGAAUCACCAGUAGAAAUUACAAAGUUUGAGAAAGUAGACUCAGCCUCACAAACAGUGGAUCUCACUGAAGAAGAAGAUGCUAAGCCUGAACCCACGGAAGUAAAACUCAAAAGAGAAGCCAGCAAGCCGCGGAGGACCUCCCUGAUGGCAUUGCUCAGACACAUGUCAGUGAAAGGGGAUGAAGGGAUCCCGCCCUCAGAAGAAAUAAACGGGAAAGACUCCAGCUGCCAUACGUCCAGCUCCACGGAGAAGCCCGCCACGCCACCAGAGCCCGAGCCCGCGCCCGCGGGGGCGGCCCAGAAGGGCUCAGAGGCCUCCUCCAAGGACAAGAGGCCCGCAGCCGAGACCACCAAGCAGAAGAACAGCAAGCAGGAGGCCAAAGAACCCGCCCCGUGCACGGAGCAGGUCACAGUGGACGUGAACUCGCUGCAGAACGGGGGCAAGUCCCCAAAGAAACUGGAGAAACCGCGACAGUCCCUGGGGGGCUUCCUUAGGGGCCUGGGACCAAAGCGGAUGUCAGAUGCUCAAGUGCAGACAGACCCGGUAUCCAUCGGACCAGUUGGCAAAUCCAAGUAAACAUCACCACAGUCCCCACCAGGGUCUCCCACUACCAGGAU
This is a messenger RNA of Urocitellus parryii (Arctic ground squirrel), 1775 nucleotides long. RefSeq names its product brain enriched myelin associated protein 1 (gene Bcas1). The record is from RefSeq and is a predicted model, not a curated record. Lineage: Eukaryota; Metazoa; Chordata; Mammalia; Rodentia; Sciuridae. Gene Ontology annotation, biological process: myelination.